This is a messenger RNA of Beauveria bassiana ARSEF 2860, 552 nucleotides long. RefSeq lists its product as uncharacterized. NCBI's taxonomy places the organism in Eukaryota, Fungi, Ascomycota, Sordariomycetes, Hypocreales, Cordycipitaceae. Bases 1 to 552 code for a protein of 183 amino acids. The transcript has a single exon. The record is from RefSeq and is a predicted model, not a curated record.
AUGUACGGCCUCACUGCUGCCCUGUUUGCCGCGUCGGCCCUCGCCGCGCCAGCCACCAGCCCCGACAACUGGGCCUGCACGACAAAAUCGAGCAAGGUCACGGCGCUGCAGAUCAAGGACUUUGACUUUCACGCGAGCUAUACCUUCACCACGCCCGCGCACCAAAAUUCGUGGGGCUACGUCAACUUUACCCUCGCCAACCCGGCCGUCGACUACGAGUACCAGUGCUCGGCCGCGUCCAACCAGCUCCAAGACUUCUUCUACGGCAACAUUGACUACAACUGCACCGACGCUGCCGGCAACCCGACGACCUCGGGCACGUUUAGCUACUCGCGCCCGGCCGACACGCUCGCCAUCAACCAGACGUGGACGUGUGACAGCGAGGGCAGCCGCUUCUGGGCCGAGAGCGAGGCCAAGCUCGACCUGAAGUGCGAGGACACCACGUGGGAGAACCCCGACUGGAAGCAGGGCCAGAUUUACUCGGAUCGCACUAUUCGCUGCGACAAGGUGAACCAGGACGUGCCCCUGAAGAGCCUGCGCGCUAUUGCGUAG